Cucurbita maxima (winter squash) is the source of this 982-nucleotide messenger RNA. Its product is annotated as protein ENHANCED DISEASE RESISTANCE 2-like. Lineage: Eukaryota; Viridiplantae; Streptophyta; Magnoliopsida; Cucurbitales; Cucurbitaceae. Bases 42 to 857 code for a protein of 271 amino acids. The transcript has 2 exons. The record is from RefSeq and is a predicted model, not a curated record.
GAGAAGAGAGAGGGGGGAAAGAUUACUGGAAGGUAGGUGCGAUGGUGGAUUGGAUUUCCGAGACGAUCAACGGCGGAUCCCUACGCCUUGUCGACCUUCAGACGGGGAUAAAUGGUUGGGCCUCGCCGCCGGGGGACCUCUUUGCUCUCCGUUCCAAGAACUACUUGGCGAAACGGCAAAAAUCUCCGUCUGGAGAUUACCUGCUUUCUCCCGCCGGUGUUGAUUGGCUGAAAUCUAGUACCAAGCUUGACAACGUCCUUGCUCGCCCUGACAAUCGCGUCGCGCAAGCGUUGAGGAGAGCGCAAGCCGUCGGUAAGUCGAUGAAGAGUUUCAUUAUUGCGGUUAACAUUCAAGUACCUGGGAAGGAUCAGUACAGUGCCGUGUUCUACUUUGCUACUGAAGAUCCGAUUCCAUCUGGCUCGCUUCUUCACCGUUUCAUUAAUGGCGAUGAUUUAUUCAGAAAUCAACGGUUGAAAUUGGUGAAUCGGAUCGUGAAAGGGCCAUGGAUUGUUAAGAAAGCAGUAGGAAAUUACAGUGCGUGUUUGUUAGGGAAGGCAUUGACGUGCAAUUACCACAGAGGACCUAAUUAUUUGGAGAUUGAUGUAGAUAUGGGGAGCUCAGCGUUAGCCAGUGCGAUUUUGCAUCUCGCGCUUGGAUACGUUACCAACGUAACAGUAGAUAUGGGGUUUCUGGUGGAGGGGCAGACGGAGGAGGAGUUGCCGGAAAGGCUGUUUGGCGCCGUCCGGAUUUGCCAGAUGGAGAUGUCGUCGGCGACUAUAGUAGACGCGCCGACACUGGCGCGUGGAUUAUCAUGUGCCAAGGUGAAUCACCACAAACCUGGCGACGACGACAACUGAUUCGAUUCGAUUAGCGUGUGACUGAGGACAAAAAGUUAUGGGAAGAUUCUCUACUGUGAAGCCGACUUCUAAAUUACAGAUAGCAUUGAAUGCUGUAUAUACCUAUAGACAUACAUAUCUAUAUA